AUUGAUGAAUAAAAUUACAUUGUGCUAUAUAUUCAAUUGCAAACUCGACAGAAUUAAUAAUAAUAGAGAGCGGACUCAUUUCUGUCUCUGACUCUUCCGUAUAAAUAACGCAUAUGAGCCACUAAAGAGUUUCCACAAAUAUUAUUACGAAAAAAUAACAAAAACAAUGAAUGAAGAGAGACCCAAAAAGUCGAAGAAGAAAAGUCUCAUGAACUUCUACAAAUUCUCAAUCACUUCGUCGAAACACUCACUCAUAAACCCUAAAUCCAAACCAAAGAUCCCGAUCAGUACACCAUCAAUAUCUCAACAAGAAGUAGAAGAAAAACCAAUCGUCCAGUCGAAUAAAAGUCAUCAAAACCAUGUGAUGAGGGAUAUAUUCGAGUUAGAGACUACUUGUAGUAGAAAUAAUGAAAGAAAGAAAGGCGGUGGCGCGGCGGAGGAGGGGAGAAAAUCGGUGUCUCACGUGGAGAGGGAUACGGCGGCGAGGAUAGAGGCAGCGGCGGAGAUGUUGACGGUGAGGAUACUAGCUGCGGACAUGCCGGGGUUUAUGCAGGCACAUGCGUUUAGGUGUGCGAGAAUGACUUUAGAUAGUUUGGAGAAGUUUAGUUCGAAGCACAUGGCUUUCAAUCUCAAGAAGAAUAUUGAAUUAUAUAAGUUUUGGAUCUCAAAAAAAAUGGAUGGAAGAGUGAUUACUAGAAUUAAAUAAUAAAACAGAGUGAUGGGGAAAUGGUCCAGCUAAUAUUGAGAAGGGCAUCAAAGGGGGAAUGACCCAACAGAGCCAUGUGGUCCUCUUCCACCCUUAUCCCUUUUCUUACACUUAUUUUUUUGGAUUCCUCUUUUGUCUCUCUCUCUCUCUCAAACUUCACGUUAAGGAUUAUUGACUAUAAGAUCUUUUGUUGUAAAAAGGAUCAAAUUUUCAAUAGAAAAUGUUUAUCUAUUUUGAUGUAAGUGAGAUAUGAAAUUUUUUUAUGCAGGAGUUUGACAAAGGGUAUGGACCAGCAUGGCAUUGCAUAGUGGGAUCAAGUUUCGGGUCGUUUGUGACACAUUCGACAGGUUGUUUUAUUUAUUUCUCAAUGGACAAACUCUACGUUCUCCUCUUCAAAACCAAAGUUCGUCCUGCUUCUCCCCAUUGAUUUUCUUCUUUAGGUUGUAACAACUUAUACCAAUGGUAAUCAAAAGGCUUACUGUAAAUUCAUUAUUACUAUGUUUUUAAAUAUAUAUAAUCAUAAGUUGGAAAAACAAUUAAAUCUGUUUCCUCAAAGAUGGAAGAAAUCAAAUGAUUUUUAUUAAAGAUUCGAAUGUGAGCAUAUCAUAG
This is a messenger RNA of Arabidopsis thaliana (thale cress), 1315 nucleotides long. RefSeq names its product Dynein light chain type 1 family protein. The record is from RefSeq and is marked reviewed. The coding region runs from base 167 to 706 and encodes 179 amino acids. Lineage: Eukaryota; Viridiplantae; Streptophyta; Magnoliopsida; Brassicales; Brassicaceae. Gene Ontology annotation, cellular component: dynein complex. Gene Ontology annotation, biological process: microtubule-based process. The transcript has 2 exons.